GUGCCAGUCAACAGCAGACAUGCAGUUCAAGAACCUCAUCUUCGCAGCAGCCGCUGCUCUGGUAUCAGCACAGGAUGCAGCAGCGCCGCCCGCUCUCGCCGACGCUCUCAGCACCACAGAUGACCUGUCGUCGUUCAACACGGUUCUCCAGGGCUUUCCAGACCUGGUUGCAACCCUCGCUGGCGCCAGCAAUAUCACUAUCUUCGCACCUAGCAACUCAGCUCUCGAGGCUGCUGCUCAGGUCCUCGAGUCGCUACAGGGCACACCAGAUGUCAUUGCAGCUCUCCUCACCUACCACGUGGUGAACGCAUCGGUGCUCUCUGCCAACAUCUCCGAGACUCCAACCUUCGCUCCCACUCUUCUCACCAACGAGACCUACACCUCGCUCCCAGAAGGACAGGUCGUCGGUGUCCGCCGGGAGGGCGAGAAUGUCGUGGUCAUCUCCGGUGCUGGUGCACGCUCCAACGUGACCACUCCUGAUGUGCAGAUCGCCAACGGCAGCGUUGUCCACAUAAUCGACAGCGUGCUGACCCUGCCAAUCGACGUCUACCAAACUGCUGUUGCCGCCAACCUGACUGCUCUUGCUGGCGCUCUCAAUGCCACCAACUUGACUGAGCCACUUGCCGCGUCUGAGCAGAUCACUGUCUUUGCCCCAACCACCGAGGCCUUCGAUGACAUCUCAUCUGCCCUCGCCAACCUGAGCGUUGCCGAUGCCACUGCCAUCCUCGGAUACCACGUCAUCAACGGAACUGUUGCCUACUCCAGCAACCUCACCAACACCUCCGUCGAGACGACUGGUGGCUCCGUCAACAUCACCAUCAUCGAUGGCGCCGUGUUCGUCAACGCUGCACGCGUUAUUGCCGCCGAUGUCCUCAUCGCCAACGGUGUCGUCCACGUCAUCGACUCUGUCCUCAACCCCAACGGCACCGCGCAGCCAGACCCAGCCAGCGACGAUGCUGUUGUCCAGUUCGAAGGUGCCACCGAUGAGGGAGAUGUCCCAUACACAUCUGGUGUCCCAACCGCGACUGGAGCUCCACUUCCAACCAACGACGACGUCGCUGCAGGCUACACCCCUCCAGCUAGCGAGAAUGCAGUUUCCUCAUCCGAGGGUGCUGCUCCUCGCGCCACCGGUGCCGUCGCCGCCGCCGUUCUCUUCGGCGCUGCUGGCUUCGCUGCCAACAUGUAAAAAGCUUCUUCCUUGUUUACAUACCCAGCCGCUCGUUGAACAUUAUCGACGGAUCAACCAAGCAUGAUAGAUGGAAUGGCAGGUUUCGCUGCUAGCUAGCAAAAGGAUCAGGAAUCAGGAUCAGGAAUACUCUCUUCAACCGAGAUUUUCGGUUCGACAGAUACCAAAACAAUCUUGCGCAAUUGCAUGUUUAUGAGGAGG
This is a messenger RNA of Cercospora beticola, 1387 nucleotides long. RefSeq names its product fasciclin domain-containing protein. Lineage: Eukaryota; Fungi; Ascomycota; Dothideomycetes; Mycosphaerellales; Mycosphaerellaceae. The record is from RefSeq and is a predicted model, not a curated record. Gene Ontology annotation, biological process: macroautophagy. Gene Ontology annotation, cellular component: fungal-type vacuole membrane.